Molecule: messenger RNA, 1246 nt
Organism: Fomitopsis serialis
Lineage: Eukaryota; Fungi; Basidiomycota; Agaricomycetes; Polyporales; Fomitopsidaceae
Exons: 2
Coding region: 251-1246 (331 amino acids)
Biological process (GO): regulation of cyclin-dependent protein serine/threonine kinase activity
Cellular component (GO): cyclin-dependent protein kinase holoenzyme complex; nucleus
Molecular function (GO): protein kinase binding; cyclin-dependent protein serine/threonine kinase regulator activity
Source: RefSeq, a predicted model, not a curated record
CACCGGUGAGACGACCCCCAAACGUUUACUCAUUCCGGUGCGUUGAGGCCCCGUUCUAUAGAUAAGAAUUGUGCCGUGGCCACGCUUUGGCCACGCAUAAUCAAGUCGGGCCUGCCCGUUUUGGUUCACAUCAAAGCGAGGUGGCCACUCCAGGAUCCUAUAAAUCCGGUUCAUUGCACGCUCAAAUUAAUCGUCUCUUGCACCCGUACUCGCAAUUCCCCCAACGCUCGACGCCACUCAGGCUAGUCCGAUGUCGAUGCAAGAGGAACGCUCCAGCCGCGCAAUGCGUCGUACAAGAGACGAACGCCGAAAGAGGCCAAACCGACGAUCAAAGGAGCGGGUACCGCGGCAUGGCCAGCGACCCUCACGCACCAUCCAGUGUGAGGAGUUGGAGGAAUUCCCAUUUGACUACACAGCUACAGCGCAGGUCUGCAAGAAUUUUCUUCGCCACAUCUUGCAACCUGUGCGGUAUGACGAGUCACAGCCCCCAACAUACUCCGGUUCGCUCUUCGGCGUGGUCACCGUCCACGAGUUCAUCCGCACUACGCUGCGUAACACUCACUUCCCCGAGUGUGUACCUUUUGCCGCGCUAUUCCUCUUGCAUCGUCUCAGACAUUCUGGGGCCGCGCUCGACGUGAACGAGGUGCACCGCCUCUUCUUGUGCGCGUACAUGAUCGCCGCCAAGGUGCACGUGGACGAGACCUUCUGUAAUGCGUACUGGGUCAUCCUAGGGGACCGCCACUUCAAGACGGAAGAGCUGAACCAGUGCGAGCGGGAACUAUGCGGGCUGCUCCACUGGAAUUUGCUCGUGGACCCGCUAGUGCUGGAGAAGUUCACUGAGGCUGCGAAGAGGGACUUCCGCGGGGAUGGCCCGUACCCGCAAUAUUUGCUGGAUGAAGACUUGUCAGCCCCGGCGAAACGCUUCCCACAACUGCCAGGCAACCCCGUUGUUGAGGAUGAAGAGAUACCUCUGGGGAUCAAGCCUCCGGCUGUCCCUCCUCCGGCAGUUGUCGCUGCGCUCGCGAGACACAAGAAGCCUGUCCAGAAGGUCCAGUCAUUGCUCGUUGAACCUCGAGCACUGGCAUGUGAGGCGUCGGUCAUUGCCUGCACGAACGAUAAUGUUGCACGUUCUGCACAAGACCGGCUUUUCGGCCUGCCAACAUGCAAAGACGCAUCGGCAACGUGGCGCCCGCUUGCUGUCCUCAGGGAAUCGGGGUAUGCUCUUAAUAGCUGCAACCCGGUUUGA